GGAGAACGCAAAUGCGAAUCCUACACUUUCCGAUGUCUAGCUAAUACUUCAUGAUUAAAUAUUGUGAAAAUGUCCUCGGGUGACGGAGUCGCAACGCCCGUCGCCUCCAGAAAGGUACGCUUAGCUUGCCAACGUUGCCGAGCCAAACGAGUCAAGUGUGAUGGAGGCAUACCAGCGUGCGGAAACUGCUCGCGAGCCGGCGUCUCCUGUGUUGACGUUGACGGCCGCAACGCCGGGGUUUCCAUCCCACGCGAUCAUACUGCCAAGUGCCAGGCUCGCAUCAAGUGGUUGGAAGAGAAUAUCAGACUUUUAGAUCCCGAGUUCGAUCUAUCAAAAGGGCCAAACAUCAAUCCUCACAUCUUGAAUGGUGCAGAAACGCCGACUGGAGCUAAUGAAGUGGGUGAAACAGCCCAUCUACAAAAUACCUACUCGGCAGACAGCAAUGAUCGCACAUCAGAGACAUCACACAAGAAACGUUCCUAUGCGUCUCUGCUAACUUCGGACCAAGAUCCACCGUCUGUGGAAGCGCGGUCGGUAGCAAUCGACUUGGGUAUGAUCUCACUUCAUUCAGAUUCACGGCAGCAAUCAUAUCUAGGUUCCUCAUCGGGUCUUCUUUUUACUAAACUGAUUGGUGUUGACAACGAGGCUUUAUCACGCCCUCAAUCAUCUACCCCCAGUAACACUGCGCCGCAGCACCGAAUGGCGGAACCCCGGCAUUCUACUGAAACCUACAGUCUGAUAUAUAGACAAAUAUCUAAAGAGCUCCCGGAUCCACAGGAAGCCAGCACCUUAUUUGGGAUUUAUUUUCGGGAAAUUCACAUAGAUCAUCCAUUUCUUCAUCCACAAUCUUUGAUCAAUGCGUACAAUGCUCUGGUUUUCUGCGUUGAGCUGGGAUAUAGUGGAAACAUGGACCAAAACGGUUGGAUCGAAGGGAUUACCCCGUUUCCAUAUAAUGGGAGACUCGAAAUAACUGGCGAUCAGAAUUUCAUCCCUAUUACUAUCUUCACGGCCACUUUCCAUGUAUUCAUGGUCUUUUCGUUGGCUGCAACACUUCUCACGCGGAACAAGAUAUUUGAUUUUUCCCCAACCCGAUUUCACCAAGUAGCAAUUAAUACAGCUACUGAGGGUAUUUCAAGCAUCUCACUUUCUAGCUUACAAAGUAUUCUCUUGCUUAUUGUACAGGGCAUGAUUGGACCAGCCGACUUUAAUAUAUGGACACUUAGUCACAUCGCCAUGUCUUAUUGCAUUGACCUCGGUCUUCAUCGGGAACCAACGGCCUUCACUGAUAUUUCGCCGACUACUCUCAUUCUUAGGAAGUUAAUCUUUUACACCGUUUACAAUCUUGACCGAACUAUUGCAACCAUUCAAGGCCGCCCAUUGGGUAUUCGAGACGAGACCUUUGAUAUUCAGCUUCCAGAUAUAAGGGAAGUUUCCAAUGAGAUAUUAUCAGCUACGAACGAUCCUAGCAGUAUGUGUCACUAUUUACGGGGUACCGAAGACCUUGAAAUUUCGAUUCACCGAUUCAAACUGGAUCGACACAUCUCCGAGAUCAAACUUCUCUUUUAUCAUCUGCCCAACAACAAUCAAGUCUUCACAUUUUCUAGAGAUCAUGCCGCAGAUCAGAUACGCAUCAAAGCUUCCUUAGAUGAUUGGUUUGCAAAAAUAAAGAAUACGUGCUCUUCUUUUAACAUUCACAAUGCAACGGGACGAGAAAGCUCGAAAUUGCAUUGCAAGCGCCUCAAAUUGGAAGUUCUUUAUUACGGUGCCGUUGCAUUGCUUUAUCAACCCUCUCAUGCGCUCCCUCAACCUACCCAAACGGCGCUGCAUUUUUGCUAUGAGAGCGCUUGCAAAAGGUUACACAUUUAUAACCACUUGAACGAUAUCCAAAACCUUUACUUCAACUGGCGAAACAUCCACGGUAUCUUCGCUUCCGGAGCCACUAUAAUAUUUUGUUUCUGGUCCUCACCUGAGAUCCAAUUAAUAAUUCCAUUCUCGGACGCUUUGCGCGAUUUACGCACUUGUUCGAACCUGCUCAGCAUUGGAGGGCAAUGGUGGCCAUCCGUGCGUGGAGGUAAGGAUAGCUUUGACAGAAUCGUCGACUUGACGGUGAAACGCCUGAGUUAUCUGCAGAAUAGCAAUUCAAGUUCUAGCCAAGCGCAGCUACAAAGCCAACCUCGUUACCCUCACGCCCAUUUUCUGCGUCGUUCGAAUAUAACGUCACACACAGCCAAGACACCCUUGGUUUUUCCAGAUGAAGUGACUCAUGAUAAUACUCUUUUUACGGAGCCUGCUGGAGAAUCUGAAAUCACAGCUAUAGACACCCUUAUGGAAAACUUUUUUGCCGAUUAUUUGCAAGGAGAUUGGAGCUGGGAUCCAUUCUCCGCACCGGAAACAAACAUCUAAUAUCUCUUUCACUGCGUGAGGGCCACAUAUACCAUCACCAUCGUU
Messenger RNA from Talaromyces proteolyticus, 2448 nucleotides. Its product is annotated as putative Zn(II)2Cys6 transcription factor. Gene Ontology annotation, molecular function: sequence-specific DNA binding; zinc ion binding; DNA-binding transcription factor activity, RNA polymerase II-specific. The record is from RefSeq and is a predicted model, not a curated record. Bases 70 to 2403 code for a protein of 777 amino acids. NCBI's taxonomy places the organism in Eukaryota, Fungi, Ascomycota, Eurotiomycetes, Eurotiales, Trichocomaceae. Gene Ontology annotation, biological process: positive regulation of transcription by RNA polymerase II; DNA-templated transcription. The transcript has 6 exons.